Pieris brassicae (large cabbage white) is the source of this 500-nucleotide messenger RNA. It is a transcript of the gene mRpS16, whose product is annotated as probable 28S ribosomal protein S16, mitochondrial. Gene Ontology annotation, molecular function: structural constituent of ribosome. Gene Ontology annotation, cellular component: mitochondrial small ribosomal subunit; ribosome. Gene Ontology annotation, biological process: mitochondrial translation. The coding region runs from base 90 to 482 and encodes 130 amino acids. The transcript has 3 exons. The record is from RefSeq and is a predicted model, not a curated record. NCBI's taxonomy places the organism in Eukaryota, Metazoa, Arthropoda, Insecta, Lepidoptera, Pieridae.
UUGUAAUUUGAGGUUAUGUCUUGUUAGUGUUAUGAUUUUAGUAAAUUACAUUUAAUACUAGUUUUAAUUGACAACACAAUCUAUUUACGAUGCCUCUACCUCCUGCCAGUGGUACUGGUAAAUAUUACGCAUUAGCGGCAAAAUCAAUUCGGUUAAUACGUCAGGGAUGUACAAAUAGGCCGUUUUUUCAUAUAUCAGUUACUCAGCGAAAGAGAUUAAAUAGCCAACCAGUAAUUGAACAGUUGGGUUCAUAUGAUCCUAUGCCAAAUAUAAAUAAUGAAAAGUUGGUUGCUUUGAAUUUAGAAAGGCUAAAAUUCUGGCUGGGACAGGGAGCACAUGUAACAAGUCCAGUAGCAGAGUUGUUGGGUCUAACUGGCUUUUUUCCAAUUCAUCCAAAAUCUUAUAUGACAGCAUGGAGAAACAGACAAGCGGAACAAGAUAGACUAAAAAGUGAAAAAGAAGCAGUUAAGAGUACUGCAUAAUUUAAGAUAUUAGCAUAC